AUGGAUUGCGAGCAUGCUCUCCAAAGCGUCCUAGAGGAACGCAAGCUUGUGGCCGAGCAGCUAGCUGCUCGAUGGUUGACUUUUGUUUGCACUGCCAUCGAGUGUGUGAUCACCGCGCUCAUUUACUUCUACGGUUCCUACCAUAAGAACCGAGAAGCCGCAAAGAAGGCAGCACUCCCGCCAAGAGAGUCCCAACAGCAGCAGGUCAGGGGCAUUGUACGAACUCUCUACGAGUACUUCUUCGUGGCCAGUGAGGGGGCGCCCUUCCUCACAGCGGCACAGCAGGAUUGGAGACUCGUUACGACCGCGGUGAGGGACCUGAGGGUCGAGUACCAGUUCUUCAGGAAGAAGGCGUUGAAUGCACUCGACAACACGGACACGGAAGAUACCCCUGAGCGGGAUAUCUGA
Molecule: messenger RNA, 408 nt
Organism: Emericellopsis atlantica
Lineage: Eukaryota; Fungi; Ascomycota; Sordariomycetes; Hypocreales; Bionectriaceae
Exons: 1
Coding region: 1-408 (135 amino acids)
Source: RefSeq, a predicted model, not a curated record